Messenger RNA from Penicillium canariense, 948 nucleotides. RefSeq lists its product as uncharacterized. The coding region runs from base 1 to 948 and encodes 315 amino acids. The transcript has a single exon. The record is from RefSeq and is a predicted model, not a curated record. Lineage: Eukaryota; Fungi; Ascomycota; Eurotiomycetes; Eurotiales; Aspergillaceae.
AUGGCCUCGUCUAUGCCGGAAGAUACCCCCUCCCUGGAGGGAACGUCUACCUAUACCUCGCGGGUAUCAGUGCAGACAUCCCAUAGAAGGGGAUCAACAACCGUGGGACUAGGCAUCUCUGACUGUGGGCUUGAUCCUUCAUUCGACCCGAUGAGAUGGUCUCCCAACCACGUGCCUUUCACUAUGGGUUCCAACAUGCUGAAUCAUCUCAUGCCGACCGAGGACCUCUACAACCCCCCGUUAGAGGCUGACGACUUCUGUGGCAGGUCGUGCUACCAAAUCUACAGUGGUCUCCCAGUCCCUUCGCACUCCCCGCUCAGCUUCGAUGGACCUCGAACGAUGAACACAACCCACCACUACAAUCCUGCUAUGGAAAUUCGUGCUAGUCAGAAUAUGUUUGCGGGGCAGAUGGGUGGGAUGCCGGGGCUCUGGGCGAAUACGCCAGUUUCAGGACCAACGUCGCCGCUCCAGUCCAUACCCAUCGCAGCAGCUCGCACAAUGGAGAGCCAUUGGAACCCAGAAAUCUACCCAGAGACAAGUGUUGUACCCCCACUAGCUUGGCCGGUCACAGGGACCUCUUACCCUCCAAUCCCGCCUACGAGUGAAGGCAACGCGAGCGGGUCCACCAGACACCGUCACUCCAGUCCCGUGUCAGUCGCGUCUUCCCCUCAAGGGACACCCACCGGAGAUGGUACCGCUGAAGCUGCCGCCAAGCCAAACAAGCGUGGCAGGAAGCCAGUAGAGAAGGGCUGCGAAUGUCGCGUGUGCGGCUUCUACUUUACCAGACGCUCCAAUUGCCUUGCGCACCAGAAAAGGCACGACCCAAGUUUCCACCGCGCAAUCCCAUGCGAAGAAUGUAGCAAGUCCUUUGGAAGGAAUUCGGAUCUCAGAAGGCACAUAGACACGGUGAGUGGGAAACAAAAGAAGGAUGGACCAGUACAGUGCUGA